This is a messenger RNA of Osmia lignaria (orchard mason bee), 11077 nucleotides long. Lineage: Eukaryota; Metazoa; Arthropoda; Insecta; Hymenoptera; Megachilidae. The record is from RefSeq and is a predicted model, not a curated record.
GGCUGGCAACCACUUCCGGUCGCCGGGUCUCUGUUAUGUAAUUGACGGGAUUAAAUGCAAAGGGAUGCAGAUUUUAUGCCUUACUAUAUGGCUCAAUGCUCAAGCGAAUAUUAGUGCCAAAAACGUGUAACUAAUUUUAAAACUUUCCAAGUAUCCAUUCACGCGGUAUCGCGUGCUGCUCUGUCAGAGUUAUUGAAAAAUUUUGACCGAUUUACACCUCUUGCAAUUAAUACCAUCAGAAAUUCCUUGUCCCCUGCAUUCUGUUAUUUUUCAGAAAUUUUUUAAAAUAGAUGUUUUAAAUGUUAUUGCAGAUCUUUUAUAAUACGGAAAUUACGAAAGGAUUUUACGCGUUCCCUCCUUUACUUCGCGCCAAAAAUGGCGCAUCCUUGUUCUCCGACAAGCGCCCUCUUUAGGAAGAGUUUUGUAGUUAAACGUUUGAAAUUCUCAGGGUCAAUUCCUUUCACCGGAUAUAGGUUAUUCGUAUCGUUCGUGAUUGCGUGUAUUAUUUUGUAAUUAAACAAAUCGUGCGAGUGCGAUAAUCGUAUAUACCGUUUUGUAUUGUGUACAAUGAUAAUCGAGCAUUAUUGUAUCAUAAUUGAUUUCCAUUUGGACUGUGCGUCCGCAUGGCUGGCUUCCAAAUGUAGCUGCCAACGGUAGGAACAUUGUUGCGAACUUUGCUUCAGCUUUUUUAGACAGUUUAUAAUUAAAAUAUUGAGAGAGAGAGAGAGAGACGUACACGACGAAGGGUUACAAUUGUAGUUUUAAUCAACAUCCUGAGUUGCAUAUAGGUAAUAUGUCUUUUAUGAUCACAGAUAUUUGUUUUUCGUUCGCGAAGUCAAAAUACAAAGUGGCUGACGCGUGCCACAAUGUUAAGGGUUAGUGAUCGAACAGGCAGUAACGCGUGAGUGAAUAUAUUGACAAUUUAGUAUACAGUAGUAAACUUGUUAAUUACUAAUUUGCAUAUAGAUUUUGUUUAUGAUAGAAAGGAUAUUUUCAGUUUCUAACAUAUCAGUCCUACAUUUUUAGUACGUAACCUUACGUCGUGAUCAUGGCAGAGUGCGCUGACUUACACCGGUCUGAUCUUUGUCGGUAAUUCAGUUUCGUAGGUAUCGAUGCAUUUGAAAAAGUCUCGAGAAACCGUUAAAAAGUUCGAUGACUCUUGACUAUUUUCAAUUUCGAACGAACCGUUGAAGCCUGUACUCUUCGACUCCAAUAAUCCUUUCAUUGGCCAUGGGAAUGAAUUUCGUUUGUAGGGAAGUGGAGACAUGUAGAAGGGUUAUCACCAUUUUGAGAUUAUGUGACUGGUAUUUUGUCAAGAAACAAAAUAGAAGAGACAAAGUAGAUAAUAAUAACGAGGUACAAUCAUAUGCAACAUGUUUCCUCGUUAUACAGGACAACUGGUAAUCUGCAACCGUUCUCCAUUUUGUGACAAUGGGAAAAUGUAUGACGUCAUAAAGGAAAUAUUAUUUCAGUUUUCAACGCGUUCUUCGUUCGCGUGUUCGAAAUAGACCACCGUGGCAGAGAAAAGGAAAUAAGACAAUUUGAGGCAGAUGAUAACUUUCGCCCGAGAAAAACCACUUCAUAAUGGUUAACUGAACAACUUAAAAAAAAAUAAAAUUGGAACAGGAGAAAACCAACGGGGAUUGCGUGCAAACGUUGUUACAGGCGUGGUUCAUAUUUCUAAUCAACUUAAUGUACCUUCAUUAAUUAAUACAUAAGUUUAUAUGCAGGAUUCUUCCGUAUUCAACCUAGCAUGACGUAUUAUGAGGUUUUAAUUACUAUCUUUUUUCUGCAUGGUUGAGGUGCUUUGAAAAAUUCUACUUCCACGAGUUCACGAAAAAAUCGUGCAUUUCUUGUUCAGGCGCAUUCAUUUUGAAAUCAACAAAUAGGUACUCGACCCGUUGCAAGAAAAUCGACCUUCAAACAUGCGGAUAAAGUGGACGACACUCGAACCGUUCUCCCACCUGCACGAUGCUUAUCAACGAUUGUUCGAUUCUUUUCGCCACGAGCUCGCGGAAACGGCAAAAUUUCGAAAGACAUUGCCCUUCCAGAGGUCAAGUUGGCGCCGUUUUCUCGUUCGUCAACGACGUUCACGGAAACGUGCAUGUGCAUAGCGAUGGCACUGAUCUUCUCAUCCCAUUAGCGUCCUCGUAGGAAAAAUUGCGGAUACUUUCGGCGCGGUCAGUAGAGGAGGAAGGAGUAUCCACGCAAAAUGGGGAAUCGCAAGUUCUGUCAGUGGCCUCUCGGACGUGGAAGCGUGGACUUGGUGAAUCGUGGCGUUUGUUUUUUUUUCAUACAAUUUCACGAGGCUUUAACAAUUGCUUGUUCGAGUGUUACCGCAUUGUUUGAUCUGUUGUGGUGUAUUCGAAGUGUUAUUCUUCGAUGCGAUCCUAAGCUGAUCGCAUCGUCUCGAAUCACGAAACGCAAAGAAGCAUGGACCAGUUGACGAAACGUUGACACGUUAUCCAAGGAUGUUCGGGUGAAGGAUCCGCGGGCGGAAUUCAGGAUACGCGACCGCUGGUCGAUGGUCCUUAGGUUCGUUCAUCUCCCGACGAAAUCAUGCUAUCGGCAUGCGGCAGACUGGCGCACUUCAAGAAGAGAUUAAAGGCUCGCGAGCUGGAGCUUCGAAAAACAAACCGCGUAUUCGGUGGAUAAGAUGAGCAAGAGCGUCGAGCUACUCGCUGGGUCGGAGGACAGUGAACAGAUAACAGUGGAUAACAGCCGCGUGGAGGAGAGAUCCAGACUGAACCUGAACGGGAGCCGUCAGCUCUCGAAAAGCGCCACGGAGCUCCGGAACAACGACAACAGUUCGCCGUCACGACGCGGUGAACAGGGUGAAUCGAGCGUCGUUCAUCACCACCGGCAUCAUCGUCACGCCACCUCGGUGGCUCAACGAACGCACACAUUUUUCGCGACUUUGAAGAGUCGCUGGACACGAAGCAGGAGCAAAGAACGUAAAAAGUCGAAGGAUGCUGGAAAUCUUCUCUCUCAGGAUGUACCUUACAGAUCUGGUGGCGUCGAAUCCGACUAUGCCGCCGAUUAUUCCUCUGAACACAGUAAAAGCUCAUCAGCCACUCAGAGUCCGGCCAGGCAUUGUCUCAAUCAUCCAGAAUCACCGUUGGUGCGCGGAGGAAGGUCGAACGUCGUGACGAGGGCGGAGGAUAGCCCUGGAAAAUGCAGCGAUACCCGUUCGAAAGGAUCCUUGAGCUUCCAGGCGUCCAGGGACUCCCACGAGGAGGCUCGAGGUUCUAUCAGCCAGGACGAUAGCGCGUUUAUACUGGAGGAAACCGCGAGGAGACGAGAGUUGGCAUUGAGGCAGCAUGCUUUUUUCCAGCUUCGUUUGCACAUCAGAAGAGGGGCGAGUCUCGUUGCUAUGGAUAGAUGCGGUGCAAGUGAUCCUUACGUGAAAGUGAAAUCUGCGGGUCGAUUAUUGCACAAGUCGCGAACUGUUCAUCGCGACCUAAAUCCGGUUUGGGACGAAAGCGUAACCCUGCCUAUAGAGGAUCCUUUCCAGCCACUCACGUUCAAGGUCUUCGACUACGACUGGGGUCUGCAGGAUGAUUUCAUGGGGGAGGCACAGUUGGAUUUGACGCAGAUCGAACUUGGCCAGCCGCAGGAUGUCGUGUUGGAGCUGAAGGAUCACGCCAGGCCGAAGCAACACCUUGGAGAAAUUUAUUUGUCCGUCACUCUGUGGCCGAGAAAUCAACAGGAGAAAGAACAGUACUUCCAACGGACCAAUCGAUUGGCAGACGUAAAUAGACGGUUGAAGUCACAAAUAUGGAGCUCUGUGGUGACAAUUGUCCUCGUCGAAGCGAAAAAUCUUCUACCAAUGGAUAUAGAUGGUCUCUCGGAUCCAUACGUCAAGUUUCGUCUGGGUACAGAGAAAUACAAGUCGAAGGUGGUGCACAAGACUUUGAAUCCAGUUUGGUUGGAGCAAUUCGAUCUUCAUCUAUACGAGGAUCCCUAUUUAGGACAGGAAUUGGAGGUAACAGUGUGGGACCGUGAUAAAAGCCAUCAGGACGAUUUAAUGGGAAGGACGGUGAUCGAUUUGGCGACCCUCGAACGAGAAACCACUCAUCGCCUGUGGCGAGACCUCGAGGAUGGUUCUGGGAGCAUUUUUCUCUUGUUAACCAUUAGUGGUACCACAGCCAGUGAAACUAUCAGCGAUUUAGCUGCUCACGAGGAAACACCGCGUGAAAGAGAACAAUUAUACCACAGAUAUUCGUUGAGAAACUCGUUCCAGAGGCUAAGAGACGUUGGUCAUCUAACAGUUAAGGUGUUCAGAGCUCAGGGUCUGGCCGCGGCGGAUCUAGGGGGAAAGAGCGAUCCUUUCUGCGUCCUGGAACUCGUGAACGCCCGAUUACAAACACAAACGGAGUACAAAACCCUCGCUCCGAAUUGGCAAAAAAUCUUCACGUUCAAUGUGAAGGAUAUUAAUUCGGUGCUAGAGGUAACGGUGUACGACGAGGACAGGGAUCAUAAAGUAGAGUUUUUAGGCAAGGUUGCCAUACCCCUUCUGAAGAUAAGAAACGGCGAGAAACGAUGGUACGCGUUAAAGGACAAAAAAUUAAGGGGUCGAGCAAAGGGUAAUUCCCCUCAGAUACUUCUCGAGAUGAAUGUGGUCUGGAACGUUGUCAGAGGCUGCGUACAAACGCUUAAUCCUAAGGAAAAAAAAUAUAUGGAGCCAGAGAUCAAAUUCAAGAGACAAGUUUUCCUACGUAAUGUUCUCAGGCUGAAAGCGAUUAUCGUUAUCGUAAUCGACAUCGGAAAAUACGUGCAGAGCUGCUGGGAAUGGGAAAGUAAAAUGAGGAGCAUCGUAGCGUUGGUUUUUUUCAUUUUGGGUUGCUACUACUUUGAGCCUUACAUGUUCCCUGGAGCAGCUUUACUAAUUUUACUGAGGUAUUAUCUGCUUUACGGAGAUGGAAGUGGACUGAAUCAAUGGAUUUCCGGACAGGUCUCUGCGAUAACUGGCACACCCUUAUCGCAUCACACGAGCUCUCAUUACCAUGACGAAAUCGAUGAAGGGGCAACUACACCAGGAGAUGACGACGAUGACGAUGAUGAUAAAGAUAAAGAAGAGAAGAAGAGUUUGAAAGAACGACUGCAAGCGAUCCAAGAAGUGACCCAGACAGUUCAGAAUUCGAUUGGUUACAUAGCCAGUCUCUGCGAGAGGGUGAAGAACCUCUUCAAUUUUACUGUCCCUUAUCUCAGUUACGUAACGAUGCUUCUGACGAUUCUCGGGGUUGCGGUUCUCUACUUCAUUCCCCUUAGAUACCUGAUCCUAGUGUGGGGCGUCAAUAAAUUCUCCAGGAAGAUCUUCCGGCCUCACUCGGUACCGAACAACGAGGUUCUUGAUCUCAUAUCUAGAGUACCCGACGACGAGGAGCUUCUUAAUUACAGGGAGUUAAAGCCUUUACCGACGGCCGAUUGCGAGAAAGCUAGUACCUCAGGCAGUCCGGGUCCUUCGAAUUUGACUCGAAGAGAACAAAGGAAGAGGCAAAAGGCCGCGUAGCAGCAUGCCCCGCGGCCAGAAGUCGCGGGUCUACGAUCACCGAACAUCCUGAGGACCGUCCUGCUGCGUCGUAAAAUGCGACAACGUAAGGAAUCAACGGAGAACCUGGAUGUGAUCGACAUAGACUGAGAAACGUUCGUUUCCACGUUCGUAGUCUUAGCUAGGGGGAUGACGUGUUUCUAGUUUACAAUCUUUCUGAUCGCGUACGAACAUCUGGUGUGGUAUGUCUUCGAAGUCAGUCCGUUAUGCGCUAAUUUAACCCUUUGACUGCAAAAGGUGUGUAUAUAUAUAUACAGUGAGAGGCAAAAAUAAGUAGAAACUGUUCAAAAUAGAACACCUCGGUUAAAAUUGGAGUAAAUAAUUUGAGGUUUUUUGAGAAACUAUAAAAAUUAAUUCACUAAAAUAUUUGUAUUUUCAUCGUUUUAAAAAAUUACAAUUUGUUGAAAUCGUGAAAAAAUAGUGAAAUUUUUUAAAACGGUGAACAGCCCUCACUGUAUAUAUGCUGUCACACGACCAUUAUUAUGUAAAGGGAUAUAUAAUUUUUUCUCAUUUCAGCACAGUUUCUAUUUUAUUUAACUAACAUGGCGUUGGACGUAUUGUUAUCUUAUAUUUGAUUAAUAAUAAGCCUUAGUCAAAGGGUUAAAGCAUUCACGAGAAAGAUCAAUCGCCUUAUGAACAAGUUCAGGAACGUUAAUAGUAAGAAUAGAACCGACCCGAGUGUUGAUGUACCAAAAAUAUUUGAGAUUAUAGACGAGAAUAUAUAUAAUAAUUAUAAUGAUCGUUAAUCAUGGUUCAAAAGUUACCAGCGAGGUGAUAUUUUGAAAUUCUUAAUUACAAUUUAGGAAAUGAUAUCGAGUUAAUACGAUUAUCGAAUUUUUCUGAGGCAUACCACGCAAAAUUGUUGAUAGUUCUCCAUUCGAUAGAUUCGAGUAAGUCUACAAUAAUUACAUCGAGAAUAAAACGGUGUAUUUUUCACCUAGCUAGUCUUUUUUGAAACGUAAACGUGUGGUAGAAAAAAAAAACGUCUAUUGUAGUCUUCUCGAACAGCUCGGUUGAUUGUGAAUCUGUGUGCGAUCGUCAAACAAGAGGAAAAUCGAAAUCAAUAAUUGAUGAAAGAGUCUUAUAAGCAGAGUGCAGAUGUUUGUCUACAAUAAUUCAUGAAAUUUCUUUAACACAUUUCACUGCCACGUCAUCCAUGUCAUGAAUAUUAAGUAGUUGGAAAGAAUAGGUACUGGAAAGAACGGAUUAUUAGAAUAACACGUUGCAAAAUCAAGUUUUAGAUUGUGAUUUAGAUGUAAUAGAGUAGAGAACGAGAAGAAAUGAAAAGGAAGGAGAUUAGAUUUGACUUUCCUCUUAGUUGGACGAUUAAUGUCAAAAGAAUGCCGUGAUUCGACAAACGUUAAUGAAAGUAUCCCGUUCGAAAGGGAAGACCGUGUUACAAGAGUAUGAAAGCGAGCGAGAUAAGUGCGUUAGAUUAGCAAUGCAUAGCCAAUAUCGACGGAGAAGAGAUACCAUAGAUAUUCAAAGAAAGGUGAGAGUAAACUCUCGCCUUUCAACUUUCCGGUUAUCCUCGUCGAUCCGUUUUCGUCCAUCGGUGUCGUAGAUAUAGCUGCUACAAAAGAUCGUUAUCAUUGAAGAAGAGAUAUUAAAAUUUAACGUUAAUGAAAAAGAAUUUAACAGAAAAAAAGACAAGUAUAGUUGUUCCGUCGAGCUGACGAGCUGUUUUUUCCUUUCAAGAACGACGAAUAAGCUCGAUGCAAUGAACGCGUAUACGCUUGAAUCUUAUUAUUCAGGGAAAAAAAAGUAAUUUCGAAGUAGUUUUAAUUUGACUUCUUGCUACCACCUCGUGCCGUACACUCGUUAAUGAAAGAAUCUUACAAGAGCGUUAUUCAUCGUUCUUGAAAAUAAAAAAUAUUUAGUCUUAUUGUUGAGGUGUCUCGGGAUGUCUCGACGUUAUUCUCUUUAAUAGUAUUUAAUAUUAUCGAUUUAUUCGUUCCAACGCACAUUUUCGUGCGUUAAUCCACCUCCUCGAGCACGUAUUAAAAGAGUGUCUUUAAGUUAAAAUGUACAAGAAAUAGUACAAUUUAGUGUUUUAACUCUUUUGGUACCGCAGUGUUUUUAUAAAGUUUUAUUUAUGAGCGAUUAAUGGCGGGUGACCAUAGUCGUCUUUAGUUGACGAUAUAAGACGAUUUUGCGUCUAAGAAUGCAACUAACGUUUACUUGAAUAUUAAUCGAUGUAAAUGCAAAUCUAAAUCAGUUAUACAAGCUUCAAUAUUAAUUUUAUAAAUUUUAUUUGAGGUACUUUUUUUAUGUCAUAGCUCGGAUUGCAACGAGCUGUAGUACUGAAAUGGUUAAAUACAACAAACAUAUCACGUUUAAAGAAAAGUAAUCAAUCUGAUAUGAAAACAUAGUUUAUUUCUAAAAUUGUAUCACGUGCAUCGUUUGAUCCGUUGAACGAUGCAAAUGAAAGAAACGACCAAAGAAACUUAAAGACAGCCUGGAGAAAUUGACUCGGUAGUAAAAGGUAAAAGUUUCUCCCGUGAAUUAUAUUUUUAUAACAAUAGCGACGAUGGUUCAAGCUUGGUCUGCGAUUAGAUAACACGCCGGGCCAGUCCCAUAACUUUCUUCGUUGUGAAUAUUAUUAAGUUCCUGCGAGUUUCGCGCGACACUUUUUUUUUCCGUCGACAUUAUACAAUCUACUGUUCCCACGAGAAGCACGUUGCUUCCGUAUUUUUUUUUAUUAUCAGUUCCGGAUCGUUACGAUCCUGCGAAAGUGACAUUAAACUCGGUGUUUAUACGAACAGGAACUAGAUCAAGGACUGUCAUCAGCGUCGCGAUUUAAAGAAAUGAAACAUGUCAAGAAACUCUUCGAAAUGUCCUCGGAACGCGUUUCUCUUUCUCUGUAUUUUAUUUAAGAAAGAAAGAAGAGGGGGAUGAUUAAAGGCAGUCGUUCCGAGGCGAGGUUUCAAAGUCUUUCCGAGAUAGAAAAAUAGAUUAUUUAAUAAGUCGAUUGUGAAAUAUUAACGAUUGAUAGAGGAGAAAAGUGCUCGAGGAGGGGCGUAACGCGCGGAAUUCAAUGAAUUAUUCCUAACCGCGGAUUUUACGGUUUCGUGCCAGCCGCAAUGGGAAAGCCGAAAAUAGGAAGGGGAGAUCUAUCACCGAUCCAUUUUUUCGCUUUUUUAAUACGAAACGCCACUUUUUCGAAUCUAUCGUCAUCGAUCUUUCCUCAUCCGUGUAUUUUACGAUCGUCGAUUGUGUUGAAGGUACAUCAGUAGAGAUACAUUUGUACAAAUAUUCGACCCUUCAACAUUUACACGUCUGUCAUUUUUCUUGUCUGGAAAAUUGAUUUCUUAACGUAACGAUACAACGAAUACGAGUUACUAUUUUAAAAAUGAUUAUACAGUAUAUUACUUUCGGAAGUAAUACAAAAUAACGUUUGAAAUCUGUAUAAUUUGUAAUCUAUCAUUUGAAGAAAGCUUAAAUUAAUGAUACCGAAAGCUUUUCAUUUUGUAAUUAAGAGGGUCGAAUAUAGUCACAUUGUUCUUCGUCGCCGAUUGCGGGCCUAAAUCAUAAGGCAAACACAUAUGUACACUCGCAUACAUCUACACGAAAAAAAUUCAUUCAACACUUGCACGCGAACAAAAGAAACGAAAGAUUGAGAUAGAAGAGAAAAAAAGAGAAAGCUUGGCGAUUCUUUUGUCAUCUAGUCAACGAACAAUUUUUUUUUUUUUUUCUUAAUGAAGGAGAAACUUGUGAUAUUUCGAAUCGAUUUCCUUUGGUUUUAGGCAUAUGUACGUAUGUCAAGCGUGCGAUUUAAAGGUUCGAUAGUUGCGUGAAUAGUUCUUUUCUUUUCUUUAUGAACGAAAGACAAUCAGUGAUACGAGUCAAUGGUUUGUUUAUUUUGGCAAUCUUAAAUCAUAUAGCUAACAAGGUGAGCCUUUCUCUUAUUAUAAUCAUUCCUUGCGACAUUCCUUUUUAAAUUGUACAGGUACAUGAAUUCAGUAAUUGGAGAUAUUAAUUCAAUAGCUUAUUUUCUGAGCAUCUUAACUGCCAAUUAUAAAUUAUUGAAUUUAAAUUUUUAAUUUCCCAUUUCAUCUUGAUAAUAUUUCAUGUUUUAUUGAAUACCUGUACAAUUUUAUCUUUCAUGCAUUUAAAUAAUUGACGAGUCGAUUGCUUGUUUCUAAACGUUUCUUCUCUUUUUUUUUUAAUUGUGUCUAGUUUCAACAGAGCAAUCGACUCCUCGUGUCAAAUUGUUAACAUUUCAUUGUGUCGUUUUUCUACUCUUCCAGUUUUAUACUUCCGCAAGAGCGUAAGGUGUCUUCAGUCUUCAAGGAUUACUUUCCUGGUUCAUCCAUUCAAGCUUCUAUCAUCGGUCGUCCUUUUUCAAUUCCUUUUCUUCAGGAAUACGCUAGCUUCAGGAUAAAGGACACACACACACACACACACAACAAAGGCACACAACAGAUUCAUACAAAUUGUUCCUUCACGAACGUUCACUUUCCGGUUUGCAUGCUCCAAUUUUCUUCGUGUUAUACGAAUUCUUCAUUAAGGUGUGUUUUAACCGUUAAGAGCGUGAAAUGUUAGAAAAUGGAAGGGCGGAGAGAGCGAGAAAGAGCCAGGAGGAAUUUCGAUUUCCACGAAAUCACAAGGAUUCAUAUAAUGUAUAUAUAUAUUUUUCCCAUGGUCGUAUCAGUCGUCUGGAUCAGUGUUCUUUAAUCUGCAUAAAAAGAAGUUUCUUCUUUAAUUUAUAUUACAAGUACAAUUGUAAUACAAUGUGGAAAUGUAACUUUUCCUUGGAUUUCAAAAUUUAUUGAAUUGGUAAGUGUAACUAAUUAAAUUAGUUUAAUUUUGCUAAUUUUGCAUUGCAACGUUUAAAAAUUUAAUAAACCGAUAGAGAAUGAUCUUAUAACGAGAUAAUUUAUAAAUGUUCUAUAGGUAUAAAUUGAAGAAGAAAUUGAUGAAAUGAUAGAUGAACACUGAUCCAGUUCGAGCAACGAUCGUGAACGCUCCGCACACGUCUGUUUACUUCCUAAUCGAUAGGAGAAACGAGCAUUAAACUUAAGAUUUAGAUAGAGAAAAAGAAGAACAAAUUGUGAUUUGGAGAAUCUUCGAGGUCGGCUGAUGAAGAAAAAGGGAGAGACCGUGUGUGAAGCAUGGGAGACCUGCGCCAAGUCCAAAUUAUACAAGGUGUCUUGCAAUACUUCUGUUUAAACUAAAAAGUGGUGAUUUUGUUUAAGAAAAUAAGUCAAAACAUAGAGAAGAAAGUUUUCAUGAAAAUGAAGCCACGUGUAAAAGAAAUUUGUUAUAUAUCUUUGAUUUAUUUUUUCAUACAGAAUCACAGUUCUUCUACUAAUAUUAUACAUUGAAAGACACCCUGCAUAUCAUCGAUUCCAACUGUAUUAAAAUGCGUGAGAAAAAGGAAACGAAUGUGGAAUGGUUGUAGAAUGUGACUUGGCCGAUGUUCUCAAGAAAAUGUACUUAUGACAAAAGGGUAACAUGAGUCGUUAUUAUUAUUCAUAAUAUUUAAAGAGGGAUGAAAUUAAAAAUAAAGAAAGCUUUUAAUAU